GCUAAUUGGAACUUUUUUGAAUUCAGGUGGCAAAUUGAGCAAUCUGGAAAGGUACAAUGACCUAUUUGACCCUUUAGCCUUUAUUUUUUAUGUUUUUAUUUUUUUAUGUUUUAUUAUUAAUACCUCCGUCACAUUGACGGGUUCCAUGAUAAAAUAACACGAUCAUUUAGACAAUAAUUAAAUAAGGCCGUUCAAGCAUAUUUUGAGAAUUAAUUUAAUAGGUAUAUAAUAUAAUGGGGUUAAUGUUGAUAACUAUGAUGUUAUAAAUGUAAUAUUUUUAAUAUUUAAUGAUUAAUUUAUCAUUUAAGAUUGUUAUUUGUUUCAUAAAAUGGAAAUGAAAAUCUUUAUAUAGGACGCCAGAAAUGGAGAGUGGGAACCUUUCUAUGGAACAAAAGAAGUAUGUAGUAUUAUUUAAAAAUCUUAUAAAAGAAUGAUAAGGACAAAGGUAAAAUUGAAAGAGUUAUAAUUUACUUUUACUUAGGGAUUGUUUGCAAUUGCUUUUGCUUUAAAAAACACUUUUAAGUGAUUUUGAAAAAAAGUGAUUAAUAGUAAAAAUUGGCAGUGUUUUACAAAAAAUCGAUUUUGAAAAAGUAAAAAUUUGUAGUGUUUGAUAAAAUAUGUGCCUUUUGUAUAAUAGGAACAAUAACAAGCAAAUUCUAGUUUUUAGCUUUCAAAAAAAACUAGAAGUUGUCAUUUUUUUAGUUUUUAGCUUUCAAGUAUUUAGCAGAAGUUAUCAUUUGCAAACAUUUUUUUCAUCUUUUAAAACCAAAAUUUGAAAAUCAUUUUUUUUAAACAUACCCUUGGUCUAUUAUGUAGAGAAAUCAAGCAAAUCAAAGUCAAACUUUUGGUGACAUAUAUAUUGGUGCAAGUUAUCAAACAAGCAACAUAGUCCAUCAGACCAUUUGUAGUGGUUGGGAGUCUAAAAAUUUAAAAAUGGACUCCGUCCAUAUGAAAACAGUGUUUAGACUCCUAUUCCUUGCAUCCCAGCACCGUCAAUAAAAUACAUUCAGCAUAUUUUUUCACAUAUCAAUUUAGUAAAACAUUAGUUAAAUCAUCAUAAGUAAUAUUUUCAAAUUACUUUUUUCCCUAAAUAAUUAUGAAAUAAAAAAUACAUAUUUCGAUGUAAAAAUAAAUAAAUUUCCUUAAUUUUUUUUACGUUUUUCGGUUAACAAAAAAUGAAUUUAGUCCAAGUAAAGUUUUAUUAUGGAAUAUUCAGUUAUGUGUAGAGGCUCCAUGAAUUAAAAAUUUGUGUCUUGUGUUUUUUUCAGGCUCAAGAAAAUUCCAAUAGUUAAAACAUAAGAAUUUUUUUUUCAUUUUAUAUAUUACAUGUUGGUGUCAUAUGAAAGAUAAUAAAAAUUCGUAAAUUUUGAUAUAUCUUCUGUAAAAUUUGGAGAACAAAUAAAAAAGUUAUAAGAGUUUUAAAAAGAGAAAUUUACCCCUAGUAUUACUAAAACUCAUCUGUUUUCCCAUAAUAAGACCUAAACGAAAUUUUCCCAAAUAUGUACUACCGGUCAACUAAGUCAUACGACCCGAGUAGAAUCUAAUUUCGUUCGUUCCAUGUCUGCCCUCCAGGUUCAUUUACGGUAAGUAUGUAUGUGAUUAAGACACUCCCUAGUCUUCUCAUUUUCUUCCCAUGUAACUGUUUUUCAUUCAAUGAUUGAUCCAUUAAAAUAGGUAACCAAAGAUACGUGUGAUUUUUCAUGUCUCAAGAGCUGGAGCUAUAUCUCCGACAUGUAUGGUUCGUUAUUAUAUCAAGCUUAAAAAAGGUUUUCCGUAUAUUGGAGCAAUCGUAAAUUUGUUUGACAUCCAUGGAGUUUCUAGAUCAUCCGCACCAAUCUCCGAACAUACGUGUGAUGGUGAAGGUAGAUGGGGAGUGGGAUAGUAAGAUUCAGUUUCACAGUUCAUCGUCUAUUCUUAUUGAUAUUCCUUUGUCAUGUUCAUUUCACGAUUUCUGCGCUAUUGUGUAUGGUUCCUUGGGCGUUAAAUAUUCCGGCGAACGUAUACGGAUUUCAUACGUUUACGAAGCAUGUCCUCCCCCUCUUAUUGUCAAUGAUGAUUGUAGUUUGAUGUUUUAUCUGCAAAUGAAGUGCAUUCAAUCAGAACUGAAUAAACUCCCCCUCUGUGUCGAAAUACUUCAUGGACUUGAAGGUGUGCCAAAUGAUUGUAAUAAUGAUGUCUGUGAUGUUGAAGGUUUGGAAUUCAGUCCUCAAUUGGAAGCAGUUGGUGGAGCGGAUAAAGCAACCACAUGGUAUGCUGAUGGUGUAGGGCAGGAUUCCAGCAUUCAAUGCAGUGUUGUAAGCCCUUGUUCUUAUGAUGAAGAUAUGUAUAAUGAUGACUCGCCAAGUUCAUUUGAACUUCCGCCCCCAUCUUCUGUCUCCCAUUUUGACCCCACUCGUAUUGCUCUCCAUGCUAUUUAUAAUAGCAAGAAAGAUCUUGAUUUUGAUUUGAGGAUGCUUGCAAUCACAAAUUUUUUCCAAUACACGACGAAAUCAUCAUCUCCUAACGUGUUGCAUGUAGUUUGUAUCGAUCCAGAGUGCAAGUGGUCUGUCCGAGGAGCCCGUGUAGAUGAGAGCGGCUUGUUUCAAGUGCAAAGAUUUGAUAUCAAACAUACGUGUUCAAUUGAUCUUAGACAAGCUAAUAGUCGUCAAGCAUCUGCUUCUCUUAUUGCCGAACUCAUAAAGCAUGAAUAUGAUGACACAUCCAAAAAAGUUUACACACCUCAAAAUAUUAUGGCAGAUAUGCUAAAACUUUAUGGUAUUGUAAUGUCUUAUAAAAAAGCUUGGCAUGCAAGGGAAAUUGCAAUGAAGCUGGUUCGAGGAUCUGACAAGGAGUCUUAUAAUAGGUUGCCGUCUUUGUGCCAUAUGCUAGAUAAAGCAAAUCGAGAAUCUAUUGUCUCAUAUUCUUGCAAUUUAAAUGGAGAAUUUGAGUAUUUUUUUUAUGUCUCUUGCGCCAUGGAGGGAUAGAUGGGAACAUUGCAUUCCAGUAGUUAUUGUUGAUGGUUCUUUUUUGAAGUCAUAUUAUAAAGGAACACUACUAACCGCAUGCACUCAAGAUGCCAAUAAACAAAUUUUUCCACUUGCAUUUGCUAUUUGUAGUGUUGAAAACACUGUGAACUGGACAUGGUUUUUCGAGAUGUUGAAAAAGUCUCUUAAACAUAGGGAUGACUUAUAUGUUGUGUCCGAUCGCCACGAGGGAAUCUUAAAUGCUGUGCGUUCAGUGUUUCCACACGCGGAACAUGGUUUUUGUGUUUACCAUAUUUUAGGUAAUAUAAAAUCCAAAUUUCGUGGAUCGGCACGUUUGGUGUCUUGGAAAUUUUUACAGGCAGCUAGGGCAGGUUCAGUGUAUGAAUGCGAACGGUAUCUAUCCAUGCUUGAUUAUGAUGACCCUCGUAUACGACCAUACUUGGAAAAAAUUGGUAACGACAAGUGGUCUCGUGCAUAUGCUAGUCGCAAUAGAUACUCUGUUAUGAUGUCCAAUAAUGCGGAGUCUCUGAAUGCGAUUUUUGUCACUGCCCGUGAGUAUCCAAUUUGCAAGUUGGUAGAAUUCAUUGUAGGCACAUUGCAGAAAUGGUUUUGUGAUCGUAGAGAAGCUGCUGCAGCUAACCAUUCUAGGCUCUCUGACCAUUUUGAAUCCCAGCUGAUUUUAUCUCAAUCUAGUGCAGCCUUAAUGCAGGUUAAGCCAUCAUGCAAUUUUGAGUUUGAAGUUUUUGACAGAAAAGGAAGAUCAUAUGUUGUCAAUUUAAGAGAAGGGACUUGCACUUGUCGUGAAUUCCAACUAGAUGGCUUCAUAUGCGUUCAUGCUGUUGCAUCAAUUCGAUCUCGCCCAGGUCUUUCUUGUUAUGACUAUAUCCCUGAGUAUUACACUCACCAUAAAUGGGUUUCAGCUUAUGCGGGUAUUAUUCAUCCCAUUGGUAGUCCCGAUGGUUGGGUUGUUCCCCAUCAUAUACAAGACAUCAUUUGCAAUCCCCCCUCAUGUUCGAAGCGCCCCCCCGGAAGACCCAAGAAGCGACGCAUGCCAUCCAUUGGUGAACAUGUGAGGAAACAAAAGUGCACCCGUUGCUCGAUGGUUGGCCAUAACAAAAAGACAUGCAGAAAUCCCAUUCCGCGUUCCUAGUUUUGUUUCGAAAAGCUAGUUUUAACUUUAUGCCACUUAGCUUAUUGUUUUCAUCAUCAUGUUUACAUUUUGUUUGUUUUAGACUUUUCAAG
This is a messenger RNA of Cuscuta epithymum, 4205 nucleotides long. The record is from the annotation of a GenBank genome assembly. Lineage: Eukaryota; Viridiplantae; Streptophyta; Magnoliopsida; Solanales; Convolvulaceae.